Zootermopsis nevadensis is the source of this 1926-nucleotide messenger RNA. RefSeq lists its product as uncharacterized. NCBI's taxonomy places the organism in Eukaryota, Metazoa, Arthropoda, Insecta, Blattodea, Termopsidae. The record is from RefSeq and is a predicted model, not a curated record.
GCAUGCGCAGAGGUGUGUUCUCUUCGCGUGAGAAGCGUUUGUUGGCUGCAAUUACCAUACGACACUGCGGAAAAGAAUCUAGUGUUUGUAGACACAUUUAAGACGGAUUGGUUGUAACAGGGACUUGACGCUCCUUUAAUCGGAAUUUAAAUCCAAUUCAAACACCAAGUACCAUGUUUGGAGGUUUCGGCGGAGCUUUCAAGAACUUGGGAUCGAAGGCGGAGCAGUUGUUUGAAAAGAAGAAAACUGAUGUCGAGGACAUAGCGACUCAAAAGAAGCAGUUGGCGAGUGAGAUGCUGGAGGAACAGGCCAAGAAGACUGGAGAUGCCAUAUGGUCAACCAAGUCAGAGCUUGAAACCGCGGCUGUCGGUGGGGCGAUGGACGCCAAGCACACGGCAAUCGACGCUUUGGACGAGGAAUUCGGCAAGGUAGAGAAGACUGUGGACGGUACCAUCGACCAGGCAAGUGCAGCUGUGGACACAAAGCUGAAAGAAGCGGACAAAUUCAUCGAUGAAAAGAGAGAGCAGGUGGGGCAAGUGGUGAAGGAGACGACGCAGAAGGUGGCCGACACCAAAGACCAGACGUCAGCAUCCGUCCUCGGCAAGGCGAAGGGCGUCCUCAAUUUUUAACUUCAAAACAUGCACAAAGUUGUUGCCUAGCCACAAAUGUGAGCAUCAAGAGGACGACAAUGUUUCCGCUUCCUCCUGCCUUUCUACUUGCUUUUCACGUGUUCAGUGGUGCAACGGAGAACAGACAUACUACAUCCUGUGUGCUUUUUGACAUCUUCGCAGACGCAGAAGACUGCAAAACCAAGUUCCCCAUUAUGAAACACAUUACACAGUCAGAGGAACAUAUGCUGCUACUCCAAUCUGUUUUCAUAGCUGUUCUUAGUGAAAAAACCACACACGUCAAUACUUGGCCUAUAUCAUUGAUAUUGAAGCAAACACAAAAAAUUCCAGAAUUAACCAUAUUUAAAACAACACCAAGUUUCAUUCCAAGUAGAAAUUUCUUCCACAUGUCCUUAGAAAUGGAAUCCUGUACCUAAAUGUUUAUAUGUAACCAUGUAUGUAUUUUUUAAACAUCAACCUCAAAAUGGUAUUUAAAACUGAACAUGACCUGCAACCUUUUAUUUCUUCAAAAGUCACUGGUAAAAAUACCUACUUUACUCUUCUCUACUCCUUCAUGGCUUGCACCAGGAACAGCUUUGCUUUACAAAUAUCAUCAUAAAACGAAAAGUUAAUUAUGUACGAGCAAUGUAAUAUGUUUGUGUAUUCAUGAACUGGACUGGAAUAUAGUGUUACGUCAGUAUCAUGAUUGAAACAAAUAUAUGGAAAUAAUUGUCUCAUCAGAAGAAAAAUAAUGGUUCUGAAGUUAGGAAUUGUUUAAUUUAAUAUUUUGUAUAAGAAUAAUUUGAUACUUUGAUGAAGAAAGUAAAAAUUAUGGCAGCUAUUUGAUAAAGUAAAGCGUAAGCAAUCAUUAACAGAGAUGGCUGGAAAAUUACUGUUAGUGUUUCUAUUAUAUUUGUACAGACAAACCCAAGGAGACAUAUUUCAUGAUUUUUACUCAUGGCAUUAAUGAAAUUUACAAAACACGUUGUUGGGGAACUUACAGAAUCAAAACAGCAGAGAAAUCCAAUACAAUGGAAGCGAUAAUAUUGUUUAAAGGAAUUAAUACUUCUGUUUGAUCAUCAUAACAGUGUAAUGAAAAAUGCCUUAUGUAAGUAAAAACUCAUUUGCAGCCUACGUAGGAGACAGCAGCUAGUAUUCUGGAGUAUGCUAACAAAGCAAUCCAAAAGUGGAAAUUGUAAGCAGUGUAUGAUUAACCAUGACCAAGGAGAACACAGAAUAAACCAAUUCAAAUUAAACGAAUACAUGAAAUGAGGGAUAAUUAAGGCAAUAUUAACUACAAAUAAAGAAAAAUAACAAA